AUGUCUGUCGCCAAAGAAAAGAAGUGGUAUCAUAUCCAGUGGUAUUCUGAUACAGAUACACCGGAGGAGCGAAAGUUUAUCAUUAAGCUUGAUCUUCUUAUUGUCCCGUAUGCUGUGAUAGCUUAUUGGGUGAAGUACAUUGAUCAGUCCAACUUGAAUAAUGCGUACGUCGCGGGUCUAAAAGAGGACCUGGGCUUCAAAGGCAAUGAACUUGUUCAACUACAAACAUUCUACAUCAUCGGCGCCGUCUUGGGCCAGAUCCCCUUCUUCUUCCUUCUCACCUAUGUCCCCAUCCACUGGUUGAUCCCAGGUUUGGACGUUUGUUGGGGAGUCUUCACACUUCUUCAAUACAGAGUCAACAGUUUCGCCGAACUGGCAGCUUACAGAUUCCUCGUCGGAUGGUUUGAGGCAGCUUUCUUCCCUACUAUGCACUAUCUCUUUGGCUCAUGGUACAGAGGCAACGAAAUUGCUCGCCGUGGCGGUAUCUUCUACGUCGGCUUAUCGCUCGGAACACUUACCGCUGGCCUCAUUCAAGCCGGUGCUUCAGCUCGACUCGAUGGUGUGAAUGGAUUGGAGGGUUGGCGCUGGAUGUAUAUCAUCUGCGCGCUGAUCACCAUUCCGGUCGGCAUUGCUGGAUAUUUCGUCAUCCCAGGAACACCUGAUCAACCGAACCGUCGCGUUUUGAACCAGCAUGACAUCGAUGUUGGUGAGCAGCGACUCAGACGAGCGGGCCACAGCAGUCAUGGAAAGAUGAAGCUAGGACACCUGAAGAAGGUCGUUCUGUCACCGCAAUUCUGGGGUAUCAUUCUCGUCGAUGUCCUGUUCUGGAACGCUGGAACUCACAGUAGCUCGGGCUCUUUUCUCUUGUGGAUUAAAAGUCUGAACCGCUAUUCGAAGGCCAAGGUCAACGAGUUGGGUACCAUCGCACCAGCCCUGGGCAUUUUCUACACUCUCUUCGUUUGCUUUGCGUCAGAUCUUGUGCUGGGGCCUGCGUGGGCUAUCACUGUUUCGACUGUAUGGAACGCGCUCGGUCUUAUAAUCCUCACCAUCUGGAACGUCCCGGAAUCAGCCCUCUGGUUCGCAUAUUCGACCAUCUACGCGUCGGUCGCGCUAUCAAGUGUUCUUCACGGCUGGGUCAAUACGCAACUUCGAGCAUCUCCAGCUGAGCGGUCCUUCACGCUUGUCCUGAUCAAUGCGAUCUCGCAGUCGACAACAGCUUGGACACCUUUGCUUGUAUUCCCGACCGUCGAAGGGCCUCGCUUCCCUAAAGGUUACCCAUUUGCUUUGGGAUGUGCUAUUGGUCUGCUCAUUGCGACGCAUGCCCUUCAUCUAUGGCUCAAGCACCGAGAUCCUCAAGCUGAAGCCCCAACUCAAUUUUUGUCCGAAGAAACCGGUGAUAUAUCUUCCGAUACUGGGUCUAAGACCGCCAACUCCAAAACUGCAUCCGUCAACUGA
This is a messenger RNA of Fusarium tjaetaba, 1455 nucleotides long. RefSeq names its product transporter SEO1. Gene Ontology annotation, cellular component: membrane. Gene Ontology annotation, biological process: transmembrane transport. The coding region runs from base 1 to 1455 and encodes 484 amino acids. Lineage: Eukaryota; Fungi; Ascomycota; Sordariomycetes; Hypocreales; Nectriaceae. Gene Ontology annotation, molecular function: transmembrane transporter activity. The transcript has 3 exons. The record is from RefSeq and is a predicted model, not a curated record.